UAAGCCAAGCCGGGAGCAAGCCAAGAGAAAGCAAACCAGAGAACUAGCCAACGCUAGAGCCAGAGCCAAUGCCAGUGCCAGUGCCACAGUCAUCGCAUAUGUGAGACGGUGGCGACAAAGGCGAACCCACGACCUUUGGCACCGAGUUCAGGCAACUGCUAAGGAGAGGUCAGCGAAUCAAUAGACAAGUGGAGAAACAGCGCGCAAAAGCCCUAAGGCCGCCUGGAUAUAGAACACCCGUAGAAAGCGACCAAAAUUCACUCGCAAAUUAUGCUGACCAUGUCCACUCUGAUGAUGCCAGCACCGACUAUAGCCAUGGGUGCACCGCAGAUCACAAUGGGCCCACACAAGCCGCCGGAAACGAAGCUCCUGGCCAUCCAUCCAGCAGCAGCUGCUGCCGCAGCCGCCCAGCAGCAACAGCAUCAGCAAACGGUGACAGCUGCUCAUCUGCAGCACAAUGGCCAGCAGCAGCAUUCCCAACAGCAGCAGCAGCAGCAACAGCAAAUGUCGCAACAACAGUCGGCCGUGCAACAACAACAGCAGCAGCAGCAGCAUCAGCAGAUGGUUGGCAGCAACUCCAAGCCAGAACAGUUUCACAUUUUUGUGGGCGACUUGAGUGCCGAAAUUGAGACACAGCAAUUGAAAGAUGCAUUCACCCCAUUUGGAGAAAUAUCAGACUGCAGAGUGGUGCGUGAUCCGCAGACGUUGAAAUCAAAGGGAUAUGGGUUUGUCAGCUUUGUCAAGAAAUCGGAAGCGGAAACCGCCAUCACUGCCAUGAAUGGGCAGUGGUUGGGCUCGCGCUCGAUACGCACAAAUUGGGCCACACGGAAGCCGCCGGCAACCAAGGCAGACAUGAACGCCAAGCCGCUGACCUUUGACGAGGUGUACAACCAGAGCAGCCCCACCAAUUGCACCGUCUACUGUGGCGGCAUCAACGGAGCCCUCUCUGGCUUCCUCAACGAGGACAUACUGCAGAAGACUUUCUCGCCCUAUGGCACAAUACAGGAGAUACGCGUCUUCAAGGACAAAGGAUACGCAUUUGUUCGUUUUUCCACCAAGGAGGCGGCCACCCAUGCCAUUGUGGCCGUCAACAACACGGAAAUCAACCAGCAGCCAGUGAAGUGUGCGUGGGGCAAGGAAAGCGGCGAUCCCAACCAUAUGUCGGCCAUUGCCGGCCAGGCCCUGGCCCAGGGCUUUCCAUUUGGCUCCGCCGCGGCUGCGGCAGCUGCAGCGGCUGCCUACGGUCAGCAGGUGGCCGGCUACUGGUAUCCACCGGCACCCACAUAUCCCACUGCGGCCCCGGCCAGCGCCCUGCAGCCCGGCCAGUUCCUGCAGGGCAUGCAGGGCUUCACCUACGGUCAAUUCGCCGGCUAUCAGCAGGCCGGAUACAUGGGGAUGGGCGUACAGCUGCCGGGAACCUGGCAGAGUGUGCCUGCACAGCCGCAGCUGGCGGGUGCCGCUGCUGGCACGGCACAGCAGAUCACACAGAGCGUGGGCAGUGGGCUGCCACAGGCUACCGGAGUGGUGGCCUAUCCCAUGCAACAGUUUCAGGUCAGUCCGCAGCUGGCGGAGGACGAGUGGCUGGCGCCUAGUUUGCUCGUGUAGCUGCCAUGAGGCGUGGCCAUGUAUCCCACACAACAACAACAGCAGCAGCAGCAGCAACAGUUGCAACAGCCGCAAGAGCAGCA
This is a messenger RNA of Drosophila obscura, 1688 nucleotides long. Its product is annotated as nucleolysin TIAR. Gene Ontology annotation, molecular function: RNA binding. The record is from RefSeq and is a predicted model, not a curated record. The transcript has 8 exons. Bases 271 to 1605 code for a protein of 444 amino acids. NCBI's taxonomy places the organism in Eukaryota, Metazoa, Arthropoda, Insecta, Diptera, Drosophilidae.